GUACGGCCCUCGCUGGUGCGGACGAGCUCCGUGAUGGUCUCCGAACGACCGAGGUUCAGAAGCUGCGACAGGAGCUCGCUGAAGGUACGAGAGAGUGCGAGGAGGGCAUGAACAAGGUGCCAGGCGAUGCGGCAGAGACCCAUGCCGCCGAGAGCCGUGCCGCGUGGCAGGAGCUUCUCAACUUGUGGCAGGAGCUGGCAUCGGACUUGGAGUCAUUGGCGGAG
Symbiodinium necroappetens is the source of this 224-nucleotide messenger RNA. NCBI's taxonomy places the organism in Eukaryota, Dinophyceae, Suessiales, Symbiodiniaceae. The record is from the annotation of a GenBank genome assembly.